Molecule: messenger RNA, 588 nt
Organism: Penicillium brevicompactum
Lineage: Eukaryota; Fungi; Ascomycota; Eurotiomycetes; Eurotiales; Aspergillaceae
Product: NUDIX hydrolase
Exons: 1
Coding region: 1-588 (195 amino acids)
Source: RefSeq, a predicted model, not a curated record
AUGACUUAUACUGUCGCCCCCCAUCUUCAAUAUUUUGCCGUGCCUCUUGCGAGCUUCAUAGCUGCCAGGCCGGAAAUGGAAGGCUUUGGAGUCGGCGCGUACAUCUUUUCCCGCGCCGAUCAUCCUCCCCGUAUCCUUCUUCUGCAGCGAGCAGAAUCGGACUCAAUGCCAGGAUGCUGGGAGGGGCCUGGAGGUGCAUGCGAACCUGAUAAAGACGAAACGUUACUUGACUCUUUGGUGCGCGAGACUUUCGAGGAAAGUGGACUGCAUGUCUCUCGCGUUGUUGAGCUUGUCGCAGUCAACUGCUGGGAGCAUCAUCGCCGCACAGGAGGCAACAUUCGACUUGUCAAAUACUCCUUCAUCGUUGACAUUCAUGAGAGCCUUCACCUUGAUACAAAUGAACCAGUGCCAGCGGCUCAGAUCCCCGUUCAGCUGGAGGCCACGGAGCAUCAACACUAUGACUGGGCAACGGAGGACAAUGUGCACAUCUCCAUCAAGUCUACCAGUGGUCCUUAUAAGUUCCCAUAUCUUUCGAUGGGGCACCAGGCACCAAAUAUUCUGAGGGCUUUUGAAUUACUCAAGGAUUGA